GAGACGUCUUGGAGAUGUCUGUCAGCGCAGUCUGUUCCUGGAAGAGGAGGCCGGCUAUCUUUGUCUUCUGUUCGGUAGUGUUUGUCGUGCUCCACGCUCCUGGAACAAAAGGCCACGGCAGGCUCAUCGAACCGCCUGCAAGAAAUUCCAUGUGGAGGAUAAGCUACAACACGCCUCCUAACUUUGAAGACACGGAGCUCUUUUGCGGAGGCAUAAAGGCCCAGUGGGAGGACAACGGCGGCCGCUGCGGCGUCUGUGGCGACAACUACGCGCACCCCCGGCCACGACGCCACGAGACCGGCAACAUGUACGCGCGCAACGUGACGGUGCGCCGCUACGCACCCGGGCAGCUCGUCGACCUGGUCGUCGACCUCGAGACCAACCACCUGGGACACUUCGAGUUCGCGCUCUGCCCCAGGGCAUCGUGGCAAGAGGCCGAGAGUGAGGAGUGCUUUGACAUGCACCCACUGACUGUGGUGACUGCCAGCGGACCCGCACGCAGGAAAUCGGCCUUCUACUGUGCCGAACCAAAGACCCGCUACCGGCUGCCCACCGCCGCCAACGGACUCUACAUGAUUCAAGUCCAGCUGCCAGAGAAGCUCACCUGCGAGUACUGCGUCCUGCGCUGGCACUGGAGAUCUGCGAACAACUGGGGCGACUGCGGCGACGGCAAGAUGGCGCUCGGCUGUGGACCCCAGGAGACGUACCGCAAUUGCGCUGACGUCGCCAUCGGGCACCGCUUCGGGCUGCGUGGGCCUCUGGGAGCCAACGCCGUGCCUAAGCGGUUUGGAGCCACCAAGCCGAGGAAGGUCAACGUCCUAUAAAGAAGUCCAAGAAGCCAAUUACCACAUGGUUGAAACGCACACAAUUUUCUUAUUUAUUUCACAAUUACGUUCCCUUUCUUGCUUUUUUGUUCAAGAAAGAAUCACCUUGCAAUGUUGUUUAAUGUACAUUUUUCAGAAGGUCUAUUGUAUCGAUAAAUAAACCAAGGAGCCGGCCAAACCUGUGGUUUGUAGCUGGCGGCA
Dermacentor silvarum is the source of this 1025-nucleotide messenger RNA. RefSeq lists its product as uncharacterized. NCBI's taxonomy places the organism in Eukaryota, Metazoa, Arthropoda, Arachnida, Ixodida, Ixodidae. Bases 15 to 824 code for a protein of 269 amino acids. The transcript has 4 exons. The record is from RefSeq and is a predicted model, not a curated record.